Molecule: messenger RNA, 1467 nt
Organism: Solanum stenotomum
Lineage: Eukaryota; Viridiplantae; Streptophyta; Magnoliopsida; Solanales; Solanaceae
Exons: 3
Coding region: 1-1467 (488 amino acids)
Source: RefSeq, a predicted model, not a curated record
AUGACAAAUGAGUCAAUCACUAAGAGAGAAGAUCCUGGGGCAUUCACAAUCACAUGCACAAUUGGAAUGCUCCAAUUCACUAAAGCUUUGUGCGAUUUAGGAGCAAUCAUUAACUUGAUGCCCUAUGCAAUAUACAAGCAACUUGGUUUGGGCGAACCAAAGGCAACCACAAUGAGACUCCUUAUGGCUGAUCAAUCAAUCAAGCACCCAGUGGGGAUACUCUAUGACACAUUGGUAAAAAUAGAUCGGUUCAUCUUUUUGACUGAUUUUGUGAUUCUAGAUUGUGAGAUCGAUGCUGAAAUCCCUAUUAUUUUGGGAAGGCCAUUUUUAGCUACCGGGAGAGCAUUGUUGGAUAUCGAUAGCAGGAAAUUGAAGUUCCAUGUGAACGAUAAUGAGGUGACCUUCAAUAUCUGUAAAUGCAUGAAGCAAUCAAGUAAUAUCCAUGUGGUGUCUACUAAGGAUGUUAUAGAUGAGGCAGUGGCAACUGUGAGCCAUUUAAUGCGCAAGAAUGAACCCCUUGAAUCUGUACUUGCCAAUUAUGAUGAAUUCGAAGUUCAAGUCUUUGAGGAAGUGGUAGCUGCCUUAUUAGGGUUAGGAGUAUAUUUAAGGAAUCUAAUCAAGUUGGAUAUCUACCUAAAAAAUAGAGAAAGUCCUCCUGCAAAGCCAUCAAUAGAAGAACCACCGAAUCUGGAGUUAAAAGCCCUACCCUCUCAUCUCAAAUAUGCCUCCUUAGGAGACAAUAAUACUUUACCAGUGAUUAUCGCAACCGAUUUGCUUGAAAGGCAUGUGAAAUUACUCAUUGAAGUACUGCGGAAGCAUAUAAAAGCUAUUAGAUGGACAAUAGCCGAUAUAGUAGGAAUUCCUCAUGGCAUCUGUACUCACAAGAUUCGGCUCGACAGUGAAUAUAGUAAGUGGGUAAGUCUAUUGCAAUGUGUACCAAAAAAAAGAGGUAUAACCGUAGUCCCAAAUGCAAAAGGAGAACUUGUGCCGACAAGACCAGUGACUGGGUGGAAACUAUACAUGGACUAUCAAAAGCUUAACUCAUGGACCGAGAAAGACCAUUUUCCAAUGCCUUUUAUGGACCAGAUGCUUGAUCGGUUAUCAGAAAGAGGGUGGUAUUGUCUUUUGGAUGGGUACUCUGGUUACAAUCAAAUCUCUAUUGCGCCAGAAGACCAAGAAAAACCACUUUCACUUGCCCUUAUGGAACAUUUGCAUUCAAAAGAAUGCCAUACAGACUAUUGCCCAGCGAAAUUUACGGUCACUGAACAAGAGUUGCUUGCAGUGGUCUAUGCAUUUGAAAAUUUCCGGGCAUACUUGCUAGGCACUAAAGUAAUAGUACACAUUGAUCAUUCUGCACUCCGCUACUUGAUGGCGAAGAAAGAUGUAAAACCAAGAUUGAUAAGGUGGGUGCUACUAUUACAAGAGUUCGAUUUUGAGGUAAAAGAUCAAAAAGGCUACGAAAAUUAA